Messenger RNA from Neohortaea acidophila, 2256 nucleotides. Its product is annotated as TEA/ATTS domain family-domain-containing protein. Gene Ontology annotation, biological process: regulation of transcription by RNA polymerase II. Gene Ontology annotation, cellular component: transcription regulator complex. The transcript has 2 exons. The record is from RefSeq and is a predicted model, not a curated record. Lineage: Eukaryota; Fungi; Ascomycota; Dothideomycetes; Mycosphaerellales; Teratosphaeriaceae. Gene Ontology annotation, molecular function: RNA polymerase II cis-regulatory region sequence-specific DNA binding; DNA-binding transcription factor activity, RNA polymerase II-specific. Bases 1 to 2256 code for a protein of 751 amino acids.
AUGAUUCAACCUCUACGCGUCUUGCCAUCCAACGCUCCUCCUCUGCGGGAGGAGGCCCACAUCUAUCAGACAUCCAGGGUGCUCCAAAAACAAUCCGGCAAUCGACAGCUAGGCGACUAUACCUAUGGCGAGGAGAUCAAGGUCAAGAACCAUUUGGCCAUCUUCGACGAGAACCAAGCCUCAGCAGCUCAUCACCAAGCACUGCACACGCUGCCACUGUAUCAUCCGCAGCCUCAACAUCGCCAAGUCUGGAGAUAUGGCCAUGCACAGCCUGCGUACCAAUAUGCUUAUCCUCAUCCGGAGGAGGAAGAGAGGAUCCGCAUCGAAGCGGAGCGGCUGUACGACCGCCUGCUCAAAACGGAUGCGUUUGUCAAUUAUCGCAACCGUCAAGCCAAGUCUGCCAAGGGGACUGAGGAGAAGAAGUGGCCCGAUCAUCUCGAAAGGGCUUUCGUUCGAGCACUGGUGCAAUACCCUCCCAUGGGACGCAGACAGCAAUUACUCAGAGGCAAGCAACGCGGUAGGAACGAGCUCAUCGCCGACUGCAUUGAGCAGUGGACGGGGGAGGUUCGAGGGCGAAAGCAAGUCUCUAGCCACAUUCAAGUGCUCAAGCCGUUUGUCGAGAGCGAUCCUUACAUCAUGAAAUGGCUGGCCAAAGGCGGCGGGGCGGCUAGGCAGAAUGGUCGUGCCUCACCCUACAACAGUGCACGGCGCAUGUCGAACUACCCGGUCGCGAGCCUGCCUCAGCAAGGCUCCUCAAACGGAUUGCCGGGAGGGCCACGAGAAGACAUCCGAAGCCUGCGAAAAGUCAAGAGGCAACUCUCUGUCUUCCAGCCCACGGACUUCCAGAUGUUCGUUCAGCAACACGUUGACGGUGAUGAAGGACAAGAUGUGGAACGACUGCACACGUACACGACCUGCAGCCACCCUCCGUUCGGGCCGGAGCUGCAUCCAGCGGACAUGCAAACAUUUACACACGACUUUCCUUUGCUGGCUAGUAUGCACGCCCACCGCCCCCUCGACUGCAACGUGAUCUCGGCCGAGGCCUCCCUUGCAUUUCCGCUGGACAAUUGGAAGCAGAUGGACGGGAGCCCACUUCGCGGCGUAGAACUCGGCAUCUACUUCCUGUGCGUCAGCAAUCAUCUGCCGCCCACGGCCACGAUACCCCUCUCAGGUAGCCAGCGAACAGACCAGAUCCGCGUGCACAACGCGUUCUACGAAAACGGCGUCUGCGUCAAAGAGCACAGUGGACCGAGUGAAGCGCGCCUCGAGCUCUCGGAGCGAGGGGACUGCGUGGAGACUCGCAUCAAAUUUGGAAGCACAUUCUGGGCCAAAACGCUCGGCCGUCUGGCUGGGAGACUGCAGGAGGAGGGCAAAGACAACAGUGGCGAAGUAGCCGCGUACCUCGGGAGCAUCAACGCCGUCCAAGAGGUCGUGGCUUGGUCUGAGCACGGCCCUGAGCGCUUGCUGGUGAUUCACUGGACCUUCCGGCACUCGAGUUCCACGUGCGGCCAAACGAGGUGGCGGCAGGUGUUUGUGCCCACGGAGGAGCAAGCAGCAUCUACCGCGCAAGACAUGCUGCCGAUGAAACGAAACGACUCAAUGUGCGGGUACACCACUGGCGGCGGCGUCUCCGAGGAGGAGGAGGAGUCAGAGACGCAGCAACUACACGACAUCGCCAGCCAGCCCGUCUUGCAGUCGCCGUUCGAAUACGAAAGUCAGGCCUCUGCGCUCUCCUCCGCCACAUGGCCCACCACCUCCUUCGCCGAAGCGAACAUGAUGCCCGGCUCCACGCAGCAAUCAAACGACAACGAGUUCGACUUCGAAGCCGGAAACCUGCACCUGACCAUCGACCACAGCGAAAACUACCACAGCUUCGACAGCUCGGCGUUCACCUUCGACUCCACCACGGCGGGCAUGCCGGCCGACUUCGCCGCGGAUCCCGUCAUGGCAGGGUACGAGGACUCGUGGUACCACGCCGCUUACCCGGAUGCCUUUGACACGCAACAAGUCAUGGCUGGCACCGAGGCGUUCGCUACUGAGGCCACGGGGCUUGGGCUGCACGCUGACGCGACGAUGUACGACGAUUACUCGGGGCAGUAUGAGCAGCCGCGGGCGUUUAUGCUUGCGCAUCACGCUCAGGCGUUUGAGGAUGCGGGGGGUGGGGGACAAGAGAUGGGUGAGGAGGGAGGAGAUGGGCUUGCGGCUUUGGCUGAUGCUUCCUCGCAUAUGAUGCAUGCUUCGUCCGAGCAUUUGUAG